UACUUCUGUCUAUUGUGAUUAUAAAACAAAAAACAAACGCAAACAAAAUAAAAAUAGAAAUGGGUAAGUAGAAAUCCAAAUUUAGAAUUUAAAAAAUAAAUGUUCCAGUCAGCAGGAAAGGUGAAAGCAGUGUGGAGUAAAAAUUACGUUGAACUAUCGGACAUCGUGAACUAUCAAAACAACUCCUGAAUGUAAUUUCAGAAUCCUUACGGAAGUUCUGGGAAAAAAAAAGAAAUAUUAAGAAUUAUGGACAACUGUGAUAAGCUAGUGUUUCGCAUGCAGCAUCUGAUUCCACGUGGAUUAUCAUCAGCAGCCCCAAAAAUAACAAAUAACACAGUCAUCACCACACCAGAUAUAGCAAGUUUCAGAUAUCAGACUGAUGCUUUGUCAAAAACCUAUGAAGAAGUUACAUUCCCCAUGACAUAUGGAAAUGUAGCAGCUAAGGUCUGGGGCCCUUCAAAUGGAAAACCAGUAUUUGCCUUACAUGGUUGGUUGGAUAAUGCUGGCACUUUUGACUCCUUGAUUCCAAUGCUCCCUCAUAACUUAAGAAUAGUUGCAGUUGAUAUUCCAGGUCAUGGGAUGUCUGAUCAUUUCCCAAGAGAUAUUAUGUACCACUUCUUGGACUGUCUUUUAGCUGUGGAGAGAAUAUCACAACAAUUGAAGUGGGAGAAAUUUUCAUUUAUUGGUCAUAGCCUGGGUGGGUGUAUUGCCAUGCUAUAUGCAGGUGUGUUUCCAGAAAAGGUAGAUAAACUUGUAAAUAUUGAUAUUGUUAGGGUCACUACAACAAGGGCUGAAACCAUGCAUUUGAGGUUAAGAAAAACUGUUGGUAAGCUUUUGAAAUACGAAGCUGCAAUAACGAAUGGUCCAGAAAAGCCUAUUAGCUAUGAUACAGCGGUAGAAAAAAGCAUUAAUGGUUCAUUUGGAUCCCUGGACAAAAAAGCUUGCGAAAUUAUGUUAAAGCGUGGUCUGAAGAAAGUAAACGGGGGAUAUGUAUUUAGCAGAGACAGGCGAUUGCACGCGGCUCCAUUGUCGUUUUGCCCAAAACAAGAUCAGAUAGUUCUGGCAGCAAAAGUCACUGCCGACGUUUUAAUUAUUAAAUUUACCGAAGGACCUUAUUUCGAGAGUGUUGAAGAUCAGGUAGAGCAUGUAGAAGCACUUAGGAAAAGCUCAAAAAAUGUUCGCUAUGUCGAAAUAGAGGGAAAGCAUCACACCCAUCUUACCCAUCCUGAACGUAUUGCAAAUAUAAUUUCCGACUUUUUCAAUCCCUAAUUAAAGCGAUGCUGUCGUACCGUUAUGUGUCCUGUACCGCUGACCAUUUAUUAAACCAAAAAAUGUAAGCAUAUUUGGAAGGAAGAGUAAAUACAUAAAUACUAGAUGCAAAAAAA
Daphnia magna is the source of this 1385-nucleotide messenger RNA. Its product is annotated as serine hydrolase-like protein. Bases 247 to 1269 code for a protein of 340 amino acids. The transcript has 3 exons. The record is from RefSeq and is a predicted model, not a curated record. NCBI's taxonomy places the organism in Eukaryota, Metazoa, Arthropoda, Branchiopoda, Diplostraca, Daphniidae.